AUGGCUAUUCGUGUGUCUUGUGUUUUGAGUGCAAAAUACAUUCUCCGUCGAUCAAAUCCGCCUGCAAAUCAUGCAGCUGCAACAUCAGUGCAUGUGCCUAAAGGGCACUUUGCUGUGUACGUAGGAGAGGGUAAAAAGAAGAGAUUUGUGAUACCAGUGUCAGUGUUGAAUCAACCCUCAUUUCAGCAAUUGUUAAGCAUAGCAGAGGAAGAAUUUGGCUUCAGCCAUCCAAUGGGUGGACUUACGAUUCCAUGCACAGAAGACAUUUUCCUUAACAUCACCUCUGCUUUUCGUAGGCCAUGACAUGCAGUCACAGUAAAUUUUAAGACAGUUCUUAUUUUAUGGUUUUUG
Vigna radiata var. radiata (mung bean) is the source of this 351-nucleotide messenger RNA. Its product is annotated as auxin-responsive protein SAUR20-like. Lineage: Eukaryota; Viridiplantae; Streptophyta; Magnoliopsida; Fabales; Fabaceae. Gene Ontology annotation, biological process: response to auxin. Bases 1 to 303 code for a protein of 100 amino acids. The record is from RefSeq and is a predicted model, not a curated record. The transcript has a single exon.